AUGGCCACCUACGAAAGUAAUAUUCUCACUGUCAAGUGGCUCGAACAAGAAACUUGCAAUGUAGCCAUUAAGAAACUCACGUUCAUGGCCAAGGCGUUCGGCUACUCGAUCAACAGCCCUAUCGCCACCUCUUCACUGUCUCUGAAUGAUUUCCACCAAGCCUACACCAUCGUCGCUGAUGACUUCUUUGCCAACCAGGUCAAGUACUCUCUCUGGUCAGCCGCCACGUCCUUUUCCCAGCUCACUCUACAUCAUGACCGCGAGGCGAUGAACAUUCCGCCUCCGGAUGUGUUAGGGUCCUAUUUGGCCACGGGGAACUCGAUCGAGUUGGGGGCGGGGAUCCUACAGAUGCUGUUUUUCCAUGUCGAGAACGCGGAGUAUGCCAAUUAUAGCAGGAUCGGCGCCUUUAUAGGCAACGGGAUCGGGUAA
Messenger RNA from Linnemannia hyalina, 429 nucleotides. NCBI's taxonomy places the organism in Eukaryota, Fungi, Mortierellomycota, Mortierellomycetes, Mortierellales, Mortierellaceae. The record is from the annotation of a GenBank genome assembly.